ACAAUUGGGAGGGGAUUGGAAUCUAACCACCCAGAAUUAAUCCCCGAAUCCGGAUUAGCUCAAAAGGUGAACCCAUAAUUUUUGUCUUUCAUAAAUGGUGUGAUAAACUUUUCGAGUAUCAUACAAUGUAAUGAGGUCACGUUAGGUUAGGUUAGGUUGGUCGGGUCAGGUCUAUUUCAAAUUGAGUUGUGCUAAAUUAUAAUGUUCUUAUAAGUUAAAUUUAAAUUGCCUCUUGUUUCUGUUAGCUUCAGGUCAUUGUGGUCGGGUCCUUUUUUACACCUCCAACACAUAAUAAACUUUUUUGUUUUUUUUUUCUAAAAAAAUGUAAAAUGUACAGUACUCUUUCAAAAUGUAGUACUUUGUAUUGGCCUAAACCUCACCUUGCCUAGUUCGGAAACCCCUCCUUGCUUCUUGCUUUGGCCUUUGGCUGCCUCUCUCUCUUCAUUUCCUGUUUCUUCAGUGAGUUAUCAACAAUGGCGAAAGGCGACGACGCAAGAAUCAAGAAGAAGAAUAAAGCCAAUCGUAAGAAACUUGCUAAAGAUCCUUCUGCCGUCUCUUCUCGCGUUGCUGCUCUUAUUGCCGCCAAGAAGCGUCGCCAAUCCGGCAAACGCCGCAACUGCCAGGGCAUGUGCUAUAGUCUUCCCUCACCUGAGGACCCUUUCAACGAGAGACAUGGAAAAGAAAAUAUUAGCACCAGAAAAAACAAACGGCUGCUUCCAGAAGUAAAAAACAAGGAAACCUUAAAGAAAGAAGCCAAAAAGCAACAGAAAGAAGUGCUUUGUGGUGAUCAAGUGAACUUAAAAAAUCAAAAGGAAAAGAAAGCAAAGCUAGGAGAAGGAGACUUCAAUGAUUGUACUUUAGGAAAUUCUGGCUGUCCGUCUAAAUUUCUUUGCUCUUGCUUGAACUCUAUACGGGAUUCUUUGCUUGGUGAUGGCAUGCUGAAUAAGGAACAGGACAAACCUUUGUUUGUUGACUCAUGGGGAGUUGAAUUUUGGAAGUCUUAUUCCACAGGUGCUGAUGUAUUAGAAAACAGUGGAACUAGUCCUUCUGUGCAGCAAAUGGCCUGGAUAGCCUCCACGGCAGCUGACAGCAUUUCACAGAAGGAGAAGGAUGGGGUAUCCUUCUCCAACCCGUUCCUGCUAUAUCUUGUACCAUCACAAGAGAAAGCGAAUAAGGUGCGUUCUGUGUGCAAGCCUUUAAAAGCUUUCGGCAUACACACAGUGAGUUUACAUCCUGGUACUUCAGUGGAGCAUCAAGUUCAAGGCCUAAGGAGUUGUGAACCUGAAGUUCUUGUAGCAACGCCUGAACGCCUGUGGGAGCUUGUUUUGCUAAAGGCAGUUGAUAUAUCUGGGGUUUCUUUGCUGGUUGUAGAUGGAAUGGACUCUGUUUCUCAUUGCCUUAAUGUGGUAAAAUGCAUAAAAAAGUCGAUUAUUGGAAAGCACUGCAUAAUGGCUUUCCAGGGUCGCUCUGAUGGUUCCUCUUCUAAAGCUGUACAGAGUAUUCUUAGGAAACCCUAUCAUUCUUUAUCUCUGGAUGGACCAAAGAAGAGCCAAGAUAUUGCAAAAACCAAUACAAGGUACCAUCCUAGAAAACAAGGAAAAGGGCUGGAGAACACAUUUGUGCAACAUAGCCAUCAAGUUGUGCUUGGUUGUAGUGGCGAAGCUUGUGGUUUUAUACUAUCCUAAUCAAAACGUUUAGCCUUGAGGACAAUUGAUGUAUUUUUCAAUUAGACUGCUUUAAAACAGGUUCGAUGAAAAUUCUAUUGAAUUACUAUUUGUCAUUUGUAUUCCGUUCAUUUUUUGAAGUAAUGUCGUUGUGCCAAAAGUUUUGUAGUUCACGCAGGCUUUAAGUCAGUUUGCUUUGUUGGUAGAUAUUAGAGUUGAUCUAUCCCUGACAUUUAUGUGAGAAAUUGAGAAUGUUAGAAAGAUCAUUAAAUUAGUUAACAAUUUGUAUAAGAUCCUCAUUCAUCCAAAGAUAACAUUUUUAUAAUGUUUGAGGUUAACAGUUGUAUAACAUCCUCAUUCAUCCAAAAAUAACAGUUUUAUAAUGUUUGAGGUUGAUAAAUCGUCAAUUUGCUCACUUUACUGAAUUAUGUAUUGUAGAAUUUCAUCUCUUUCGUAGUAAUUCAAAAUAUACUAUCAACAGUAUUUGUGCAGGCUUAAUUCGUACCUAUUUAAUUGUUCUUGUAUAGUUGUAUGACCUCUUCUUCCGUGUUUGUGUUCUUCUAAUUAGCUAGCUUCUCGUCUGCCACCAAUUACGUUGAUCAUGAAAAAAGGGAAAUUUUUUAUUUAAUAUAAAGCAGCUGAGAUUAGAUGUCAAGAAGCCGAAGAAUUUAAAUUUGACUAAGAUACUGAAUACGACUAAGUGUCUUUUAUUUUAUUUUAUUUUUUAGUUUUGGUAAAAGAAAAAUGCGACUGGUUUAGUAACGUGUAAGGUGGCAACUCUGGUAAGUGCCUUGUGAUUGUGAAAAGGGUUAUAAGGCGAAGCUCCGUAAGUACUUAAUGAACUUCGAAUUAUAAACCUUGAAUGUUAUAUCUCUAUUAUAUAAGCCAAGAGAGGAGAACCAGUGAAAAGUUGGUGUCUAAUUUUUAAACUAUCAAAUUGCCCUAAAAAAAAAAAAAAAAAAAAAAAAAAAAAAAAAAGAGAAAAUUUUCAAAUUACCACCCAAAAAUUAAAGCAAAAAAAACAUUUGCAAAAUAUGUUAAUCAAUCAACAUUCAACUUUUCACAUAAUCAACAUUUUUGCCUCACAUUUUAAAUUUCUAUAGUCAUACAAAUACUUAAAUAAACCUAGUCCACAAUAAGUUUAUUGUAGACCAACUACCUCUCACGUGCGUGUGGAGGAGGCAACAAAAUUUCAGACAACUCUAUUUACUCCGUAUUUAUUACUCCUCCUUCAACCUUUUUUACCCCUCUUUUUAUUGUUUUCCCUCUUUUUAGCACCAGUCAAUUUCUCUCUCUUCAACUUGUCAAAAAAAAAAAAAAAAAAAUUUCUCUCUUCAAACCUCCUCUUCUGCCACUUUCUCUCUCUUCAUAACUCAAAUUCUCUCUCUUCAAUGUACAACUAUAACUUCAAUAUUGCUCAAUUUCUUCUUUAAUGGCCAAAACAGAAACGGUGGAGUGUGUAUGAGUAAAAGAGGUCUUCGGUUAUCAGAAUCAAAUCGCAAUAAUCAACCAAUUCCUG
Messenger RNA from Chenopodium quinoa (quinoa), 3183 nucleotides. Its product is annotated as probable ATP-dependent RNA helicase ddx5. The transcript is spliced from 6 exons. Bases 474 to 1685 code for a protein of 403 amino acids. Gene Ontology annotation, biological process: P-body assembly; cytoplasmic stress granule assembly. Gene Ontology annotation, molecular function: ATP binding; mRNA binding. NCBI's taxonomy places the organism in Eukaryota, Viridiplantae, Streptophyta, Magnoliopsida, Caryophyllales, Amaranthaceae. The record is from RefSeq and is a predicted model, not a curated record. Gene Ontology annotation, cellular component: P-body; cytoplasmic stress granule.